CGUCACUGGGAGAACCACCGCCUCCCCCACCUCGCCUAACAUUUUCCACGUUUGCUCUUCACGGAGUGGGGAGCGGCCAAAGCCCACCGCUCACGUAGCCGCGCAGCUCCGCCGCCAACCACCUCACCGCGAGAACGCGGAGCCUGCAGGCGGCGCACGCGCAAACUGUAACGCCUGUGCCUCAGGUCUUGCCCUCUGCUUGCGGACGCUCGAGUUGUUUGGCGUUACCAUGGAGCGUCGAGGGGCUGGGAAGAGCGGCAGGUUGUCCCGGCAACCCGGGAGGACGCAACGGCUCCGAGUGGGCGCGGGCAAAAGCGGCUGCGAUGGUGUCCAACCCCGUGCACGGCCUUCCCUUUCUCCCGGGCACGUCCUUUAAGGACUCCACGAAAACAGCCUUCCACAGAAGCCAGACGCUGGGCUACAGGAACGGCUAUGCAAUUGUUCGACGUCCAACAGUUGGGAUAGGCGGGGAGCGGCUCCAGGUCAACCAGCUGUCCCAGGCUGAGCUGGAUGAGUUGGCCAGUAAGGCACCAAUGCUAACUUACGGCCAACCUAAGCAGGCCCCACCUCCUGAAUUUAUUCCUGCACAUGUGGCUUUUGACAAAAAGGUGUUAAAAUUUGAUGCCUAUUUCCAAGAAGAUACCCCUAUAUCAAACGAGGAAAAUUAUAGAAUCCGUCAAGUGAACAUUUACUAUUAUUUGGAAGAUGACAGCAUGUCUGUCAUAGAGCCCAUUGUGGAAAACUCCGGGAUCCCUCAAGGCAAGUUAAUCAAACGCCAGCGGCUACCCAAGAAUGACCGGGGAGACCAUUACAAUUGGAAAGACCUAAAUCGGGGAAUAGAUAUCACAAUUUAUGGCAGAACUUUCCACAUUGUUGACUGCGACCGAUUCACACAGGUAUUUUUGGAAAGUCAAGGAAUUGAAUUAAAUCCCCCAGGGAAGAUGGCUCUUGAUCCUUAUACUGAACUCCGGAAACAGCCUCUUCGUAAGUAUGUCACUCCAUCGGACUUUGAUCAACUGAAGCAGUUUCUCACCUUUGACAAACAGGUUCUUCGAUACUAUGCAAUCUGGGAUGAUACAGACAGUAUGUUCGGUGAAUGUCAGAACUAUAUCAUUCAUUACUAUCUUGUGGAUGACACAGUGGAAAUUCGAGAGGUCCAUGAGCGUAACGAUGGACGAGAUCCUUUCCCACUCUUGAUGAACCGCCAGCGCAUGCCCAAAGUUUUGGCAGAGCAUGCAAAGGACUUCCCUCAGUGUGUGCUGGAAAUCUCUGAUCAAGAGGUGUUGGAAUGGUAUACUGCCAAAGACUUUAUCGUUGGGAAACCACUCACUAUACUUGGGAGAACAUUCUUUAUUUAUGAUUGUGAUCCAUUUACUCGACGGUAUUACCAAGAAAAGUUUGGAAUCACCAAUUUACCACGUAUUGAUGUGAGCAAGAAGGAGCCACCUCCCGUAAAACAGGAAUUACCUCCUUAUAAUGGUUUUGGACUAGUUGAGGAUUCGGCUCAGAAUUGCUUUGCUCUGAUUCCAAAAGCUCCUCCAAAAGAUGUUAUCAAAAUGCUGGUGAAUGAUAACAAGGUGCUUCGUUAUUUGGCUGCACUGGAAUCACCCAUCCCAGAAGACAAAGAUCGCCGAUUCAUCUUCUCUUAUUUUCUAGCCACAGACAUGAUCAGUAUCUUUGAGCCUCCAGUUCGCAAUUCUGGCAUCAUUGGGGGCAAGUACCUUGGCAGGACUAAAGUUGUUAAACCAUUCUCUUUGGUGGACAACCCUGUCUACUAUGGCCCUGGUGACUUCUUCAUUGGUGCUGUGAUUGAGGUGUUUGGCCACCGGUUUGUCAUCCUUGAUGUAGACAAAUAUGUUUUGAAAUAUAUGGAGAGCAAUGCUGCCCAGUAUUCACCGGAAGCACUCUUGUCAACUCAGAACCAUGUCCGAAAGCAAGAGGCUCCUGCACCAGAAUUGGAAAACAAGCAAACUGAAGAAGAUCCAGGCACUAAGGAUCUGGAGACAUUAAUAGACACAAUCCAGAAGCAACUGAAAGAUCAUUCAUGUAAAGAAAACAUUCGAGAGGCAUUUCAAGAUUAUGACAAGGAAGCUUCAGGAUUUGUGGACAGGGAGAUGUUCUUUAAAAUCUGUGAAUCUCUUAAUGUCCCAAUAGAUGACUCCUUGGUUAAGGAGUUAAUCAGGAUGUGCUCUCACGAAGACGGCAAGAUUAACUACUACAACUUUGUUCGUGCUUUCUCAAACUGACCUGGCCAGUGAGAGAAUGCAAGAUGAAUUUUUGAGGUUGGACCUACACUGUGAAAUCUACCUUGUGCUCUUUGUAAGGGGAUUUAUAGGGCUCCUGAGGCUCUGCUGCUUUUUUGGUUCUGACAUUUCACUACUACUGAAGCUUAAAUUAAACUGAAUCCUAUAGGAUCUAAGAUUGGUGCCUUUUUGGGGGAUAAGGAUGGAGAAUGAUUAAGAGCAGGAGGAAUGAUAGAAUUUGCUAGGAGAAACAUUAUUUGGGGCAUUGAACACAUGCACACAGCCCUGGCUGUUGGUGCUAGCCACC
Molecule: messenger RNA, 2550 nt
Organism: Choloepus didactylus (southern two-toed sloth)
Lineage: Eukaryota; Metazoa; Chordata; Mammalia; Pilosa; Megalonychidae
Gene: EFHC1
Product: EF-hand domain containing 1
Exons: 11
Coding region: 324-2246 (640 amino acids)
Biological process (GO): cilium-dependent cell motility; mitotic cytokinesis; mitotic spindle organization
Cellular component (GO): mitotic spindle; axoneme
Molecular function (GO): alpha-tubulin binding; calcium ion binding
Source: RefSeq, a predicted model, not a curated record